CAUAACCAAACACAAUUUUAUACAAACCAACCCUCUUCCACUCCUAGCCGGGCCUGUUCCUGGCGCUCUUGCUGCAUGUCUUGUGUCAUGAUGAUGAAGGGGCGAUAGCCAUAGACAAAAUGGAGGAGGGGAUAAAAGAACCUUCUGAUUGGAACUUUUCUCCAUUUAAGUCUCGAUUAUAUCAACAUCAUUACUACCACGAUCGAGUACCUUUUCUUGUUCAGGAGAUGGACUCUUUAUUGCGAUGCCCAAUCUGUAAGGACUAUUUAAACAAUGCAAUGAUUGUACCGCAUUGUUCGCACAACUUUUGCUCUCUGUGCAUAAGAAGGUUCCUGCACACCAGACGCCAGUGCCCCAUAUGCUCACAGGUAGUCAACGAGUCUGAACUGCGGAUCAAUCGCCAGCUUGAUCUGUUGGUGCAAACCUUUAACACAAACAGGCACAAUUUUCUUGAUCUCCUCUCGUCAAGAGCUACAUGUACAUGUAGGAACCCUGGCCCCCAGGAAGAUCUUUAUCGGGUGCCCCUACCCCCUGCAAUGAGCCAGCUGCCAGACUUUGACGAGGAAAGUCAGUUUCAAAACGACUGGAUCCCUCCAACCGUCGCUAUAGAAACAUCGACUCCACCUACGUGUACGAUACUUGAGACUUGUAAUGAAAUUAGUUCGGCAAAGUUAGUACAAGACGAGGAAGAUUGUUACGGUGGUCCUAUUGCCAGAAGUAAAGGAACAAUUGAAAAUUCUUUAAAUCACAAUCUAUCUUCUGAUGUACAUGAAGGAAACCCUUCCACAAGUUUUUUAUCAUCCAUACAACAAGUUUCUGCUGCAUCACCAAGUGUAGCAGUGAAUCCACUCAGCAUAGGAGAUCCCACUGGGAGUGCAACCCCUUCUCAAGCUGCUGUUAAAAAUGUACCCUGUCCAGUAUGUAGCCAGCUUGUGUCUGAGACGUUUAUCAACUCUCAUCUGGACUCCUGCCUCAACCGGUCCCUUAUUCAAAAACCACCCACACCUACAUGUAGCUCCCAACACAAAGCGUGUUACAAACUACCCAACUUGGUGUUCGCUCCUAUGAAGGACCGAGAAUUGAGGAAGAAGUUAAAGACGUACGGAUUGUCUCACCAGGGACAAAGACAUGCUCUCAUAGAUAGACUCCGAGAGUUCACACUUCACUACAAUGCUCAGUGUGAUUCAAGCAACCCCAAAACAAUGAGUAAGGUAGCUACUGAAGUAGAGAAGGCAGAGAAGAGCCGGGCCAUUGCCAGCAAAAGUGGGACUAGUCAGGUUGCCAGGAGGAGGAGCACCGCAGAUCCCACUGAGAUUGAACAACAGAACAAAGCUCAUGUGAAGGCCCAUGCAGAUCAGUUUAAUCAGCUCAUUGCACGGGCCAGAAAAAGCCGAAACAAGGCAUCCAGCAACACGACACACUCCCCUUUGAAUGCUGAUGACACUAUCCAAUCAAAUUUGAGCACUCCUCCGUUGUCACCGGUAGCACCACUUACCCUGGUAACUCCACCCUUUGCAAAUGCCACGCCUACCUCAAAGGCUACAUCCGCCUUAAAGGACACACCCACAAUGAAGAGCACUUAUCAGGCAGGAAUGACGUCAUCCCAUGAAAACCACCUAUCUACUCAGAAUGAAAAUGCUCAUAGCAGAGGAUGGUCAGCCAUUGAGCAACUGUACACCCCCAUCCCAAGGCAUAGGACCACACCCAUUCCAAUGACGACGCCUAUACAUUCAGUAGCAACACCUCACUACAAACAUGGUGCACCAAGCAACGGCGCUGUCCCUCGUAAACUUGAGGAGGAUACGGGCUUUGAUGACCUUUCUCCUUUAGAGAGUCCACACUUUAGCAAGGAGGGAAGUGAGGGAAGCACUCCAGAGUUGGAACAUGCUGUUAAAGGUUGUGAGGUGGCUCCAGAGAGCCCUGAGGGCGUGACGAAGCAUGCCCGUGGAGAAGUCUCAGCUGUUCCUGAGAGCCCUGUCGUCGUUGUGAGGUCCCUAAGAAGUCAGUCCAAGCGAAGAUUCAGAUAUUCAAAGAUACGAUACACACCCCUACUCCCGGAAAAAGAUGACCCAGACUUUGAUUUGUCUUCCCCCAAACACAACAAAAAACAGCGUCGAUCAUAGCAUUGCCAUUGCUGCUUAAUAAUUAUAAUUAUAUUCAUGAUCAAAUUAUUUUGGCAAUGAUU
Halichondria panicea is the source of this 2185-nucleotide messenger RNA. Its product is annotated as E3 ubiquitin-protein ligase RAD18-like. Gene Ontology annotation, molecular function: single-stranded DNA binding; ubiquitin protein ligase activity. The record is from RefSeq and is a predicted model, not a curated record. The coding region runs from base 120 to 2123 and encodes 667 amino acids. The transcript has 11 exons. Gene Ontology annotation, cellular component: nucleus; Rad6-Rad18 complex. Gene Ontology annotation, biological process: DNA damage tolerance; protein monoubiquitination. NCBI's taxonomy places the organism in Eukaryota, Metazoa, Porifera, Demospongiae, Suberitida, Halichondriidae.